This is a messenger RNA of Trichophyton rubrum CBS 118892, 417 nucleotides long. RefSeq lists its product as uncharacterized. Lineage: Eukaryota; Fungi; Ascomycota; Eurotiomycetes; Onygenales; Arthrodermataceae. The record is from RefSeq and is a predicted model, not a curated record. The coding region runs from base 1 to 417 and encodes 138 amino acids. The transcript is spliced from 2 exons.
AUGACUGCUGCGACUGCAGUUAUCCAAGAUAGAGAUAUCACCGUUAUCUUGCCUACAGAAACCCCAACCGCGACGAUUGAUCCGCAGCAGUGUCAGACACAUAAUCUGACCGAAUACUUCGCUUACCAGAAGCCAUCGGGCGCAUUUGUAUCAGCCAUAUGGUCGCACGCAACCAGGUUUCUCAAGCCCUACAGCUCGACUGCUGCCUCUGGAAUUCGUGGUUGCCCCUUUUCUGAGUCCUCCGACUGGUGUAGUCUCCGCACUUCCAUUUCCGCGUCUUGCCCCAUUGGCUGGUUCAAGGCAAUGCGUUCAUUUUCUGGUGGCGCAACAUGGCUAAAUGAAACUAUUAUCUCCGGCGGGUGCUAUACCGAAGCCGAUCCAACGUCUGGCUCCGGCGCAUUGGGCGGCCAAUGGUAA